AGCUUGGAUAGCUUAGGGCGGGUGUCGGGCUCCGUGGGAGGCAGAAGAGAGCGGGGCUGCGAUUGGCUUAGGGUGGUUGGUGUAGCGAUUUUUGAAUUGCAGGGAGGGUGCUGGGACCGAUGAGCAGAUCCCCAUGCAUACACUAGACCAGAGGUGGGCAAACUUUUUGGCCUGAGGGCCACAUCAGGGUUCCAAAACUGUAUGGAUGCCAGAAAUAAUGGCAAAGUACAAGCAACGCCGGCGGAAGCUGCGGGCCCGAGCAAAACUUCUAAUGAACAAGAAGGGAGAUGUCACUAAACUGCAGUGCUUGAAUCCUCUCCCUCAAAGGUUAUUGGAUGGUCUUCCUCCAAAUCUCCCCCACAGCCAAAGUAGUAUUUUCUCAGUCUGGCCAUUAGUCCUCCCCAGUGUAAAGGAUGCAGUAAGGCCCUUGGCAAUGACAGCAUCAUCUUUGUACUGGUGGUGCCAGAACAGUGUUGCACAGAGUUUUGAAGUCAUCAAAGACACCAUAUUUCCUUCACGACUCUACCUGCGGCAACUGAACAUGCUGAAGCAACACGUGGAAAAGCUGGAAAUUGAAUUUUCCAGACUACAAGGAGUGAUCCAGAUGAGUGGGACUGUUGUUAGUUCCUCAGAAAACUCUCCUUCCCAAAGAUGUAAUAAACCAUUACUAGCUGUUCCUGUCUGUGCACAAAUCGGUUUGGCAGACCCAGUAUCCCUGCCUUCUGCAGGAAUGCUGCAACCUGCAUCUGCUCCUCCACCUCCACCACCUCCUCUUCCUCCACCACCACCACCACCUGCACCUUUACCACUCAAAAGGGGCAACAGCACAAAAGCACUUCAGGCUACAUCAGUAAAAGAUGGGCCCGUACAAAUAACUCUCAAGGAUCUCCUGAAUGUGAAACUAAAGAAGACCCAGAAGUACACAGAAACAGACCAGGCAGGAUCACCAGUGAAGAAGCACAGGGCAUUAAUUACAGUCUCAGAUUUACAAAGCAUUAAUCUGAGACCUAAACCCAACCUCCUACCAGCUCCCAUUACAAACCUCCUAAUCACUCCCAGCAAAAAUCAAAUAGACCUUAGAAAACAUCUUAAGAAAGUCAAUAUUCAGAGGAGUCCUGGUGGAACUCCAUUAACUAACAAAGAGAACAUGGAAACUGGCACAGGAUUGACUCCAAUAAUGACACAGGCACUGAGGCGCAAAUUUCAGAUGGCUCACCCAAAGACUCCCUCUCCAGCUCGGUUACAUACUGCAAGCAGCUUUGAUGAACAGAACUAGAUCUGUGCUGCAAAAUUUUUAUGUCAGAUGAGGGUCAGGUAGCUACUUGUCUAACCCCAAUUUUAUAUCACUAAGGGGUAAAGAAUUUGUUUUUUUAAGUAAGUUUAGCCCACAUAAAAAGUGCCAUUUUGAUGGUCCUCAAGAGGGAAGUCUUCUGUCCACAGAAGGUACAGCCAUCCGCAGAAUGUCCUAAUGUGUCUCAGUCUUCACACUGGGGUACCUCUUCAAAUGAUGAGAAGAGAAUGAAGUCUCUUUGGUCCAUUGGAACAUUGACUUCUUCUGAAACUUCCAAAAGUGUUAUGUUUUUGUGAUAUAGAUGCAUAUGUACAAGGAAGUAAUUUAAAUUUAAUGUUGUUUGUCUUACUUUUUUUAAAGAUGACUUUGGCAAUAUUUGUAAUGUUAGAGGAAAAAAAUUCAAAAGAGGAAUGUAACAAAUAGGUUUGCAAAACUUUUUAUAAAUAAUUGUUAUGUGGCUCAAUAAGAAAGUAUUAUUACAGUUUUCCAGCAUGUACCAUUUUGGUUUGUGUUUACAUUAACAUACCCGAUUUGAGACAACACUGUUUAGUGUUUAGAGCCAGGGGACUGGAAGUAAGGAACUCGUAAGUUCCUGGCUCUCCCACUGACUUGCUAUGUGACCUUGGGCAUGGUCACUAAAUGUGUCUCAGUUUCCCCAUCUGCAAAAUUUGGCUUAUAAUACUGACCUCAUAGGAAGGUUGCGAUAAUUAACUAAUAAUAUUAAUGAAGUGCUUCAAAAUGGAAAGCUCAGAGGUCCUAACUGGUGUUUUAGGAAUGGAAUGAACAUGCUUGGUUCCUAAACAAAUAUAUAGUUACUAUAAGCCACCUUAAACUCCUACUGCCAAUAUCCAGUCUUGUUUACUCUAAUUAUUACAUGUUUACACUGCAUGUUUUCCACCACUGAUUACACAUUUCCUAUUGUAUUAACUUGAAACUAAACCACAAAAAUAG
This is a messenger RNA of Mauremys mutica (yellowpond turtle), 2242 nucleotides long. It is a transcript of the gene PRR11, whose product is annotated as proline rich 11. The record is from RefSeq and is a predicted model, not a curated record. Gene Ontology annotation, cellular component: cytoplasm; nucleus. NCBI's taxonomy places the organism in Eukaryota, Metazoa, Chordata, Testudines, Geoemydidae. The transcript has 11 exons. Bases 206 to 1276 code for a protein of 356 amino acids.